UGACAUCAUCCCGCUGUGCGUUUCUGCUGUGGUAGUGCUGUCCUGUCAACGAUUUUACCGGCUAGCUAGAAUUUAGAAAAGAAAAGAAAGCAAAAAACUUAGCAGUGACCUUAAAUAAUGGAUUUCACAACGCGACACAACAUUCAGCUCUACAUUUAUGAUCUCUCGAGAGGAAUGGCUCGCAAUUUGAGCCCUAUUAUGUUGGGCAAACAGCUGGACGGUAUAUGGCACACAGCUAUUGUGGCUUAUGGAGAGGAGUUUUUCUUUGGUGGGGAAGGGAUUUCCAGCUGUCCACCGGGUGGCACCAUGCUGGGACCUCCUGACACGGUGGUGGACCUGGGAGAGACUGAAGUGACAGAGGACAUCUUCAUGGAAUACCUUUCUUCUCUAGGAGAAAGCACAUACAGAGGGGACCGGUAUCGGCUGUUCGAGCACAACUGCAACACUUUUUCCAACGAAGUGGCUCAGUUUCUGACUGGCAGGCCCAUCCCGUCCUACAUCACCGACCUUCCGUCCGAAGUCCUCUCCACGCCGUUCGGGCAGAUGCUGCGGCCCAUCCUCGACUCCAUCCACAUUGCCCCCCCGGGAGGUCAUGUCAUCAACGGGGGAAGAAACAUGUAACCUGACAAAGCAGUGCGCCCCCCAGGUCACUUUCAUUGUAGUCAGUCUGAAAAAAAGACUUAACAUUUACUCUUCAUGUGAGCCAACAGUACCAACCGGACGGAUCCUGACCUCCGUCAAGAAAGGCUGCCCCUCACGGCAAUAAACUGCAGCACCUGAUCUUGUCUUUAAAAUUGAUAUUAAAAAGUGUAUUUAUUAAUUGAUUGUUUGUACUAAAGCAGCAUUAUGGGGUUCUAGAUUCAGUUCCAAACUGAUCCUUUUAAGUUAAGUUCUAAAAAAUUAAGCUCUUGACUUAAUUUAGAGCACAAAACAAGUUUAAACAUAAGUUCUAAAACCAGCAUACCUCCUGCACAUGAGUGCGUCCAGCCAUUGAAAAUUCUGUUGUGAACAACAGCUUGUUUCUUAAGUUUUAAUAUUUAGAAUUUAUUUGAAAGCUAUUUAAAUCUCUUUAAGGGUAGGAACAGGAUAAAAAUCAUAGUAUACAUUAAUAUUUUUGAUCCAUAUUAUUUUCUGAAAUAUCAUUGCUUUGUCGCAUUUUCCCGACCACACUUCUAACUGACUGCAGUGGAUUUAUCCGACCUUGGUGGGGAAAUGUUAAUAAUCAGUGGGAUGAGGGGUUGGUCUUUUUAAUGUUGAACAUGUCUCCAUUUUGCCUCUUUGAGUAUGUAAUAAUUAUAGCUUUCACUUUGUUUUCUAUUAGUUCCCUUGCACCUUUAAUUAUUAUUAUUUUUUUCAAUUUGUGACUAUUGUGUUGACUCCAUAUGUUGUAAUUCCCCAUUUUUAGCAUGAUUGACCCUAAACACUGAGGGAGCAAAUCUAGAAAAUCCACAAUUACUGCAAGAAUUGGUUAUUUAGUGAGAUAAAAAAGAAAAAUCAAGCCUAAAGGCUGAGAUUUCAUUGACUCCAAACAUUUACUGUUGUAGGUUUCCAUGAAAUUAUUGUUGACCCCCUGCUGUAGUCCUCUAACCAUCACCAGAGUGUGUCUGGAAAACGCACACCUCUGUGCCUUUGCCCCCCGUCUGCUUCGCCAAAGCAUAAUUACAGCUGUCAUACAUUGCAAUGGCGUAGUGCAAGACCAAAAUGGGUCAAAAAGUAACUCACGGUGCACUCAGAGGGUCACACCUCUGAGCUGAGGCUUCAUAAAGGUGCAGAAACAUUCCGGUAUAGCUCUAUAGCCUGUAAGCUCUGCAAGAGUUCUACUACUUUAAAGCAGUUAAUCACUUUUUUCUUAUGUAAAGAAAUCCCAUAUGGACCCCACUGAACUUGAAAUAAGGAUAAGGUUUAUCCAGUGUUCAUUUUUGUGCAAUAAAGAAGACAGUCUGCAUCUCUAGUUAAGGCGUUAAAACUUUAUUUUGACUUCAAACUAAAAACUAAUUUAGUUUUCUUCCCCCUUUGAGGAGACUGAACUCUGGGUUUUGAAAAUUUGCGUUCGAUUUUCCUACGAAAUGCAAACCUGACCACUGAAAUGUAGUUCUAAACUCGUCCGCUGUUGCUUCUACUUGUUUUUGUUGCUUGCUGUAAUGUAAACUUGCAAAUUUUAAGACAGUUUGUGGAUACUAAUUCCCCGAUUUAGUUGGUAAAACUGUCCAUAAGUAUAUUUAUGCACAUUGUUUUGCUUGCACAUUUGUUUUUGUAAAUCUACAUUAAAGCCAUUGACUGCAAAUAUGA
Molecule: messenger RNA, 2289 nt
Organism: Oryzias latipes (Japanese medaka)
Lineage: Eukaryota; Metazoa; Chordata; Actinopteri; Beloniformes; Adrianichthyidae
Gene: desi1a
Product: desumoylating isopeptidase 1a
Biological process (GO): protein modification by small protein removal
Molecular function (GO): peptidase activity
Source: RefSeq, a predicted model, not a curated record